This is a messenger RNA of Dipodomys spectabilis (banner-tailed kangaroo rat), 1060 nucleotides long. RefSeq names its product 5'-nucleotidase domain containing 4 (gene Nt5dc4). The record is from RefSeq and is a predicted model, not a curated record. Gene Ontology annotation, molecular function: 5'-nucleotidase activity. Lineage: Eukaryota; Metazoa; Chordata; Mammalia; Rodentia; Heteromyidae.
AGUUUUUGCCAACUGCAUCCAGGCAGUGGGAAAGAUUGGUUGUUUGGGCUUCGACAUGGACUACUUUCUGGCUGCCUACAAAUCCCCAUCCUAUGAGGCUCUGGCCUUCAAGUUGUUGCUGGAACACCUGGUGUGCAUUGGCCCACAUGAGGUCCUGCACUAUACCUAUGAUGCCACCUUUCCUACCAGGGGAUUGCUGUUUGAUGUGCUCUGUGGGAAGCUGCUGAAAGUAGAUGACCAUGAGAAUGUGCUGUUGGGCAUCCUCUCAGAGAGGAAGGGGGAGAGGGAGGGAAACACAGCUCUGCAUACUGGAAAAGCUAUAGGGGGACCAGGAGAAGGAGUGACUCAGACACAUUGUAAAAGAUCCACAAAUGCCAGCCCGGACAGAGGAAGAGACUGGAGCUUCUACCACAGCAAGUUCAUUCAGAGGGAUGAUGUACAGUUCCACAUCCUCAACAUGCUCUUCAACCUUCCUGGUGAGAGCUUGACAGAGGCCUGCCUAGUGGACUUCUCCAAUGGCUCUGAUACACCCUGUGACACUGGUUAUCAGCAUGGAACCCUCUUCAUGUCCUUCUGAGGCCUCUUCCAGGAUGUGACUGAGGCCAUGAAUAAAAUUUGCCAGUCAGUGAAAGAAACCCUGGAAAACUUGGAGAAGUAUGUGGAGAAGGAUGACUCAGGGAAGCACCAUGUGGGCACCUACAUGGGGCUCUGUGCUAUCUACUUUGGGGGCUCAUCAGACAUGGUGUGCAAGCUGCUUGGGGUGAGGGGCAAGGACAUCUCAAUGGGAGAUCACAUCUUGGAGGACAUUGUCAAGUCCAAGAAACAGCAAGGUUGGAGGACCUACUUGGUGGUUCCUGAUCUGUCCUGAGAGCUGAGCACCUGGGCAGUUCCAAUGGGUGACACAAGCUGGUACUCUGUCCACCUUUCAAUGCACUCAGUGCAUCUGAAGAGGCUGGACACACACCUGGCAUAUCUGUAUCAGCACAUAGAUGGGAGCACUUGCUGGUCAUAGGUCAUCAGCUCCACCAAUAAGGAGAUUCAGGUAAAAACUGUGCAGUGA